Messenger RNA from Puccinia graminis f. sp. tritici CRL 75-36-700-3, 1275 nucleotides. RefSeq lists its product as uncharacterized. Gene Ontology annotation, biological process: regulation of DNA-templated transcription. The transcript is spliced from 5 exons. The record is from RefSeq and is a predicted model, not a curated record. Bases 1 to 1275 code for a protein of 424 amino acids. Gene Ontology annotation, cellular component: nucleus. Lineage: Eukaryota; Fungi; Basidiomycota; Pucciniomycetes; Pucciniales; Pucciniaceae.
AUGGUUGCAAAGCCAAAGAGACGACUAGCAUCAGGCGAGGUUGACCUGAAUACAUCUCCCUCCUCAAAACUCGCAAGCCCCAGAGAACAACGCAAACAACCCAAACGACGAACCCUACACUCUCAACUGCACUCUUCUUCUCCCCCAUCUCCUCAAGCUCUGAUCGAUGAUCCUGAAGAACAGGAAGAAGAACAUCACCAGCAAGAACCACAACCAAACUCAUCUAGUCCUUCACAUAAUCAGAGCAUCUCAGAUCAAAGACCAUCUUUAACCACUCAUCAGCAAGCACAGGAGGAGAAUGACAAAGAUCAAGAGGAGGAACAUCAGAAAACGAUCAAAGAACAAGAGGCCAGAGAGAGGAUAUUUGAUGAAUUCAAGGACGAAUACUUUGACAUCAUUGACCAAAUCCCACUCGACCUCAACCGGAAGUUUAGUUGUAUCACCGAACUCGAGGCCUCACUCGAAGAAUGUAAACGAGAGCUGCAUGAAGAUUUGAUAGCGUAUACCAACUUUGCCAAGGAGAUGGCGUCGGCCGCGGGCCCCGAGUCGACCAUUGCUGGAACAGCGGUCGAGGUAGACAACGAGAUCACCAACAGACUGCGGACGUUAGCCCAACCGAUGCUGUGGGGAGUCGUGCCGAUCCCGCCCAUAAACGCGGACACAACGUCGGGCCUGCCAGAACAUCUCAAGAGCUUACUGUCGGAGAUCUCCGGGAAGAUUAUUCGCUUACAGGAGCUCUCGCACGACAAACUGAACCUGGCCGAAUCAGUGUAUGUCUCCCUGGAUCGCCAGCUCAAACGGCUGGAUGCAGACCUGGAGACCUACCAAGACUUGGAAGACCAGGACGCGCAGGUCGAACGUCGCCAUCAUGAGGCUCUUAACGAUCAAUCAGACGGCCAUGAUCAAUCAAAUCAACCCUCACAACAAGAACAACCCCAGCUCACCCCUACCUCGACCCGUCUCAACCAGCAACCUCACGUCGGCGAACAGGCCCAGGAACUUACGCUCGAGCCCUCUGGAUCGUUCAACUCUGCAGACGAUCAGACACUCUAUUGUUCUUGUCAAAGGGUCACUUUUGGCGAUAUGGUAGCCUGCGAUAACCCGGAUUGUCAGGGCGGCCAAUGGUUUCAUCUAGAGUGUGUCGGAUUAUCGCAAUUGCCUACUGAGGAUAAUCAGGCCGAAUGGUUCUGUGAUCAAUGUCGUUCACAAUCUUCUACUGCUUCUGCUUCUCAUUCCGGAAAAAAGAAGAAGAAGAAAAUCGGGCGGAGAUAUUGA